AUGCUUAAUACUUAUCAUACACCUAAAUAGAGCUAUAAAUAAUAACCUUCAAAAAUCUACUAGCAUAUCCAUCAAAAAACCUUAACCUGUAAGUCUCUAUCACCUUAAUAAUUAUAAAUCCCAUUAUAAUAUAACCAAAUUAAAGAUGAUUAAGACCCUUCAACUCCCUAAAAGAUUAAACUUGCUAAGGGUGUAAAAUAAUUGAAUAUUCCAUCAUAACUCAAUGACAAUAGUUUUAGACGUAGCAACUCUAAAAAUAUCUUAACUUCAGAUAGUCCCCUUAUAACACAUAAUAAAGAAAAUAACUCUAUUGGAAGGAGAAUAUGCACUGAAUCAGGAUCUUAAGAUAACUAAACUUCUUUUGUCAUUUAAGAAAAUAAAAAGUUAAAUGAACUGAUCUAAAGAUUAUUUAGAGAGAAAUAAGAAUUAGUUAUUAUCAUAGAAAAAUAUAAAAAUUAACUAUCAUUUUAAAAUUGCCAAACUGAUUAAUUCAAUCUUCUAAGUUUAAAAGCUAGAAUUGAAAGGUUGGAAGGAAUUAUUGAUUAACAAAGUGAAGAAAUCAAUGAAUGGAAAUUAAAAUAUAAAUAAGCAUGUGAAGAAGAUGAAAGAGUGAAUGCUAUUGAUUAAAUGGUAAUAUUUGUUUUUUAUUCUAGGAAUCAUAAAUACUUAAAGUAGUUGAAGAAAAUGAAAGACUAAAUAAUUUAGGCUUUGAUAAAGAUUAAUAAAUUUCAAAUUUAAAAAAUGAAAUUGCGGUUCUUCAGAAGAAAGCUCAAGAAUAUGAAUCUAAAAUCAAAGAUUAAGCUACAAUGAUUAUUGGAUAUGAUGAAGAGAUUAAAUAAUUAAAAAAAGAAUAUAUGAGUAAAUUAAGCAUGUUAGAAAGAUUUGAAUUAUUAAAACAAGAUUAAUAAGAACUUUCCUUUUAAUCUUCAUUUCAUGAAAGUUAAACAGGAUUAUCAAAUAAUAACUAACAUUUAAUCUCAGAUUAUAUUAAACAAAUAGAAUAAGUAUUAUAAUACAAAUUAUUUAGUAAUUGUCUGAUUUAUCAACAUAAUAUACAUCUCAAGUCUUGGAAAAUUAAAGAUUACUAAGAUAAAAUAAUAAUUUAAAAGAAGAAAUAUUAUUUUAGUAGAAAGCCUUGGAGGAUCUAAGAACAUCUUAAAAAGGAGCUGUGAACCCUAAAUUCUUUGAGAUUAAUAGAAACAUCACCUUAUUAAAAGAAAAAAUAGCUAAAUAAAUGAUUAAAUGA
Messenger RNA from Paramecium sonneborni, 1246 nucleotides. Lineage: Eukaryota; Ciliophora; Oligohymenophorea; Peniculida; Parameciidae. The record is from the annotation of a GenBank genome assembly.